CAGGACAUACCCACAAUCCCUCAGCACGUCAGCUCUGUGUAAACUCCCAGGACUCCUCGCGCAGGAGCAGUACCACUCCUGGACGCACACCAGUGACGUCACAGCUACAAAUACACGCUGCCUCCGCUCAGGGAUGCUAUAAAGGUUGACCGCUACCCUUGCUUCUUUUGACUAAAGCUGAACCGGUUUAGCGCAGAGAUGAAGCUGAGUAAAGCGCAAUACGAUGAAGUCGCCCGCUUCAUUACUAGACUGAAGCCCACAAGGCAAUGCAUGAGGCAUCUGAAGGAGAGGUUCCCCCAUCAAUCGCAGUCCACUCUGCUGAGCAUCUUCUCCCAGGAGUACCAGAAGCUUAUAAAAAGGACCCAUGCAAGACACCAUGCUCCUGACACCAUUGAAAAGUACUACAGCAGGUACUUACAUGAUAUAGCAGUGGAUCCAGCAGCACCUGUCUUGUUAAACCUGGCCAAUGAGGUAGACUUUUCUCCAGCCUUGAUCGCACGAACAAUUUUGGAGCGAUUUCUUCAAGACCAGGAUGGAGUCAUGCCCACAAAGCCCGUCUUGAACAGUAUGCUGCGUGACCCAUCUCUGAUCCCUGACCCUGUUCUUGCAAAUCAGGUCAAUCAGUGUAUUGUCAAUGACUGCUGCAAUGGACCCUUGGUGGAUUGCAUCAAGCACUCUAUUGGUCAUGAGCAUGAAGUUCUUUUAAGAGAGAAACUGCUGGAGAAUAACCUAGCAUUUUUAGAUGAAGACCAGCUGCGUAUGAAGGGCUACGAUAAAACUCCCGACUUCAUUCUGGAGGUGCCAGUAGCUGUCGAAGGCCAUGUUAUUCAUUGGAUAGAAAGUAAAGCAUCCUUUGGCGAUGAGAGUAGUCACCGCAUGUAUCUGCAGGAUCAGUUCUGGAGCUACUGGAACAGGUUUGGGCCUGGCCUGGUCAUCUACUGGUAUGGAUUCAUUGAAGAGCUUGACUGCCACCGGGAACGCGGUAUACUGUUGAAGGAUGAGUUUCCUUCUGACAUAGUAACACUGCAUUGCUGCAUGGCACUCGAAGAAGAGCAAGGCCAGCAAACCGAAGAGCACAAGCCAGAGAAAAGCCAGGAAGCACAGUAAUAGUUACACGCAGGUUUUAUAUGUUGAACUCCACUUGAACUGCAGGAUGAGGUUACAGAGCUGCCUUCUCAUACAAACACUCAGACAAUAUGUUUACCUUCCUUCCCAGCUGCCCUUCUGCCCUGUGUUACAGCCCAAAAUCCACGCACUAUCUCUGACACCUCUGCUUCUGCAGAUGCUCUGCGGACAUACACACUGGCCUUCCUUCCGUCUGCACCCUUUUACCCUAAGCCAAGAGGAAACCGAUGGUCUUCUGACGGCCCUUUCUGGUAUUACUGUCCAAAUAUAUUUGCAACGGACCUUUGUUGUUGGGCGUGUAGUUCACUAGGACAAUGACAAAGGGUGAAUAUAGGAAAUUUGUAUAACACAUCCAGUAUCAUGCAUAAGAAGAUUGUAAGCAGUCAGAUGUCAGCAGAUAGUAAAUGAAUUGUUACAUAAUAAAGGCCCUUUUACAAAGGACAGCACAGCGGCUAAUUACCUGGAACGAACCAGUCGUUCCCGAUAAUUGCCUGCUCGUUACAGAAGGCAAUUUACAUGCAACAAUCAACUCCCCUCAAUGGGGAGAAGUGAUCGCUAGAGUAUUCGCUCGUCCCCAUACACAUUCAUUGUUUCUGAGCACAAUCUAUCCAGAAACUAUGAUUUUGGUGUCCACCCCAGCAAUGUUUUCACCCUAAAAAGCAAACGUGUGAUCGGAGACACCUUUAGCAUUCCUAAGAAUGUUUCUUCUCAAUAAAUGGCCCAUGUAAAGCUGCUUUAAGGACUAAUUGUUAAUGUCUGUUUUUUAUACAAAUAAAGCUUUGUG
This is a messenger RNA of Bufo bufo (common toad), 1909 nucleotides long. It is a transcript of the gene CDIN1, whose product is annotated as CDAN1 interacting nuclease 1. Gene Ontology annotation, biological process: erythrocyte differentiation. The coding region runs from base 199 to 1107 and encodes 302 amino acids. The transcript is spliced from 12 exons. Gene Ontology annotation, cellular component: nucleus; cytoplasm. Lineage: Eukaryota; Metazoa; Chordata; Amphibia; Anura; Bufonidae. The record is from RefSeq and is a predicted model, not a curated record.